GCCAUUUAAAGGAAACAUAGAAUACAGUCUUAUUAAAAGCAAACCAGGACAGGAUGUAGGGUGAGAUCAGUCAUGACCCAUAGUUAAUAGACAACCCUCCUUGCAAUCAUUGUGACCUCAAGUUUCGCAAUAAUGCCUCGAAUCUCCAAUCCUGCAAUCAAGUGCGCUGAAGACAUAGCCAUUGCUUCACUGUUUCAUAAUAUCCCCGUCCCACCGUCUUCGAACGUUAUACACGGUAUAUCAUCAGGUCAAUAUGUUCUCUCCCUUGACCAGGAGCGCAAGUUAGCUGGGGCUCUGGCUUUCCUUGCGCACAAUCGAGAAGGUGCUGAACAUAUCCCGGCAGUCUGCAUUGGGGAAGAUUCAGCAACGGGCUCUUUGAAUGUGAUAUUUGCAGUGAAUAAGGCCAAUCAUUCUGAUGGAAACAAUGUGCUUCAUUCUAUCCAGCAGGGCUUUGAUGAGAUCUUUGCACUCCUUACGCGGGUGUCUACCGAUUGCUCCCCAAGCCUUAAAAACCAGGUUUUCUACAUGGUCGUCUCGAUGUGUUCAUCUCGUAUCCUUUCCCGACUGCGGUUGGGCUCUACUGGGCGCGUAAAAAUGAAGAGAUCUCUCAAGGAUACUCUGCAGGAGCUGACCAGGGCACUUACGCGUAUCAGCCAGGACAAACUAAAAGAUAGAAGCCUAUUGGAAGCCGUAGAUUUGUUAUUGACCAGGGCUAAGGAGGUUAGAAAAGUCGUUGACUUAUGGUCAAAACAUCAGGUCACCGCACGACUAAUAGAGCUUGUGGAAAGUAUCUAUCGCAUACAUCAGAUCAAGCAGCUUCAACCCAUUAUCGACAUCAUACCAAAUAAUCAUAUGGACCCUACCGCCAGAGAAAGUUUUAUAAACAUAGUUGGUAAAGUUUCCCGAUACCGGGAAGCUGCUCGAUUCUUAUACCGCACGGCAAAGAAUGUUCCUUUAGCUCGGAACAUGCGGACGGUACCUGUCCACCUGCCUGAAGAGGCAUUCACGAUUCCUUCCAUCGACACAUACACCCCGAAUCUGCUCGUUAAAGUCACCGAGGCCAGUGCAAAAGGAAGACAACAGAAGCUUCUGAAAGAGAUUUGUCGCGUGCUCGGCUUGAGUGAGCAACAGGCCAAAGACCAAUAUUGCCGGCAGGUAAUGCAUAUCUUAAGACAAGCAAAAAUCCAUUCCGAGGUCCAGAUCAUUGCAUAUUUUGAAUUGCACCCGCCGCUGACUCUCCCGCGAGUUAUCUGUUCCAGUAAAGAUGCUUGCUUUCUCUGCAACUUGUUCAUCAAAGUAUAUGGCAAGCUACAUACUCCCCGGUCCCACGGAAGGCUCUAUCCUGGAUGGCGUUUGCCUUGCCUGCCACAGCUUCAAGAAGUAGAACAAAGGUUCUGCCAAUCAUUGCAGGGCAACUUUCAAGAAAGUUGUACAACGCUACUUUCAACAAAGCGGAAACUCCUUCGUCCGAACCCGAUUGAAAGUACACUUUUUACCCUCCCUGCAUCUGGUACAACUAUGUUAACUACCACGUCACUGGAAGGAAGCAACAUUACGCAUGCCGGUCCGCCGGCCCAUGAGACCGCAUCCUUCCAACCAGAGCUAAACCGAGACCCCGACCCAAGAGAGAGCAUGGGAUCAGUUAAAAGAUCAGAAUGUGCAAAUUCUGUUUCCGGUCGUCCCGAUAACAAUUCAAUUAUACUUCAAGGUUCCGGAAUCUUUGGAAGUGUGGGCCCCAAAGAGACAUCUGAGCCUUAUUCUGCUGGGCCCCUGGAGAUCGUCGUCGAGGAUAUCGCAGGCUCCAGUAGCCAUUCUUAUCGUAUUGAAUGGCUUGACGACAAGGAGACUAGAAAGGCACGAGGAGAAGCCCUUCUCAUUGAUGUUGAAGAAAUCGAGGAGGAGAUCACCCUUUGUGAACAUAAUCCUCUGUACAUGACCGCCAGGGGCGCAAUUUUAAGACUCAGUUGGACCAGUGAGAAUGCACGGUAA
This is a messenger RNA of Aspergillus novofumigatus IBT 16806, 1989 nucleotides long. RefSeq names its product nucleic acid/nucleotide deaminase domain-containing protein. The record is from RefSeq and is a predicted model, not a curated record. The transcript has 3 exons. NCBI's taxonomy places the organism in Eukaryota, Fungi, Ascomycota, Eurotiomycetes, Eurotiales, Aspergillaceae. The coding region runs from base 133 to 1989 and encodes 618 amino acids.